AUGGCUAUCUUUCUCCGUGUUCCACCUCCGACGACGACGAGUAUCGUCUUCUCCAACUCUUCUUCUACACAAUCAAUCUCACGAAGUCUCGAUCUCACGCGUCGUGUUCGUUGCCGUAUCUCUGAUUCCUCAGAGGUUAAAUCAGAUGCUUCGAAGUUGGAGUACACGCCAGGAAUUCUCGAUGAUUUCUUCAUGAAUUCGUUUCGGAACAAAUUGGUCGAGGAAGUCGGGUCGGAUUCAGAGAAAUCCGGGUACGUUGGGCUUAUUGAGUUAGUGAAGCUUCUCUUGUUGAAAGGUCGAACUAGGUCGGAGACAAAUGAUGCAGCGGUGCGAAUACUGAAAUCGUUGUUUCCUCCACUCAUUUUAGAGCUUUACAAGCUUCUCAUUGCUCCUAUAGCACAAGGGAAAUUAGCUGCAUUGAUGGUUGCAAGAGUUACUGUACUUACCUGUCAAUGGCUCAUGGGACCGUGCAAAGUAAAUGUUAUCGAUCUUCCAAAUGGAGAAUCUUGGGAUAGCGGGGUUUUUGUGGAGAAAUGUCAGUAUCUAGAAGAAAGCAAAUGUGUGGGAGUAUGCAUCAAUACUUGUAAACUACCGACUCAGACAUUUUUUAAAGACUACAUGGGAGUCCCUCUGGUAAUGGAACCAAACUUCAAAGAUUAUAGUUGUCAGUUUAAAUUUGGGGUAGCUCCACCAGAGGAUGAUGGGAAUGUUAAUGAACCAUGUCUCGAGACGUGCUCAAUCGCCGGCCGCCGGAAAUUAAAUCCCGGGGAUACUGAAGCCGAAGAAAUCUCCGCCAACGGAAAAAAAAUUUCUGGAGCUGAAAUCGUCGGCGGCGAUGGCGGAUUCUCUGGAUUUCGUCUUCCGGUGUUAGUUUCUGUUCCCGCGGCGAGUUUUGCAUAUAUUAUAGUAGAUCUGAAGUUUUCCAAGCAAAGGAAAGUGUCGGUGAUGUCGAUUUUCUCACUCGCUGGCUCUGCUGGGUCGCGAAGAGAUGUCAUCAUAAUGGUGUUGAAAACGGUGAUUUCUGUAUAUUGUUUGGUUUCUCUCGUCAGUGUUCAGUUAGCUGAUGCUUUACAUGAAGGACUGCCAAUUUCACUGUCACCAGCUAUUCCUGAUUUGCCCCUACCAGCUGAAUUUCCGCAGUUUCACAGAAAGCAUUUGGCACCAGAACAAACAGAAGCACCUCGGCAUCCUCCCCGCUAUAGUCGGUUGGUCGCUUCUGUUCACCCCCCUACCAGCUCACAUUUCUCCAAACCAUCUAUGAAAAGGAAUGCUCAGUCUCCUGGAGCCGGCUUGGUUGAUAUUGCUCCAACACAAUCUACUAGUGGUGCCCUUCCUGAUGACUUAACUCAGCCACCUUUGUCUCCCUCCAUUUCAAAUUGUUGCAAACCAGAUAUGGUGCAGAAACGAGGAAGUAUUGGUUGCCACUGUGUCUAUCCUAUAAAGUUGGAUAUCCUUCUCUUGAAUGUUUCCGCCACUCCUAGCUGGAACAUAUUCCUGAAUGAAUUUGCUUCCCAGCUUGGUCUCCUACCUCCCCAAAUAGAGCUGAUCAACUUCUAUAUGCUAAGCUUAUCAAGGAUGAACAUUUCAAUGGAUAUCACGCCUCAUUCUGGAAUCAGUUUUUCAGCAAGUCAGGCAGCCGCAAUAAACUCUUCGCUUGUCAGCCACAAGAUUCAAUUCAGCACUGCUUUGGUGGGAGAUUACAAACUUCUAAACCUUACCUGGUUUGAGGCCCCUGCACCUUCUCAAGCACCUCUAGUGGCUUCUUCACCUCGAAAAGCACCAUCACAAGGAUCCUCAGCAACUACGUCAGUAAGUGCUCCUGGGAAAAGGAGGCAGUCCCAUCUUAUUCUUAUCUUUGCUGUAGCCGCUGGUGUGCUUAUCAUUGCCAUAAUCGCUGUGCUUAUUAUUUGUUCCUGCGCACUCCGAGAAGAGAAAGCUCAUGAUCCUCACAAAGAAGCUGUAAAACCGAGGAACCUGGAUGCUGCUUCGGUAGGGGGAUCUCUUCCCCACCCAGCAAGUACACGGUUUCUGUCAUAUGAAGAACUCAAGGAGGCAACUAGCAAUUUUGAAUCUAGUAGCAUUCUUGGGGAAGGUGGGUUUGGCAAGGUUUACAGAGGCAUCUUAGCCGAUGGCACUGCUGUAGCAAUUAAGAAGCUAACAAGUGGAGGACCACAAGGCGAUAGAGAAUUCCAGGUGGAGAUUGAUAUGCUAAGCCGUCUUCAUCAUCGCAAUCUUGUAAAACUUGUGGGUUACUAUAGCAGUCGUGAUUCUUCUCAGCACCUACUUUGUUAUGAGCUUGUUCCCAAUGGCAGCCUCGAGGCUUGGCUCCAUGGGCCUCUCGGAUUGAACUGUCCUCUUGAUUGGGACACCAGAAUGAAGAUUGCACUUGAUGCUGCAAGAGGCUUAGCUUACCUUCAUGAAGACUCGCAACCAUCGGUUAUACACAGAGAUUUUAAAGCCUCUAAUAUACUCCUCGAGAACAACUUCAACGCCAAAGUUGCAGAUUUUGGCCUAGCCAAACAAGCUCCUGAAGGCAGGGGUAAUCACUUAUCUACCCGUGUUAUGGGCACAUUUGGGUAUGUAGCGCCUGAAUAUGCAAUGACAGGACACUUACUCGUUAAGAGUGAUGUUUAUAGUUACGGAGUGGUCCUUCUCGAGUUGUUAACUGGUAGAAAACCUGUGGAUAUGUCACAACCUUCAGGCCAAGAAAACCUCGUCACUUGGACAAGGCCAGUUCUUAGAGACAAAGACCGAUUAGAAGAACUAAUUGAUUCAAGACUGGAAGGAAAAUACCCGAAAGAAGAUUUCGUAAGAGUCUGCACAAUCGCUGCAGCUUGUGUCGCACCCGAAGCUAGUCAAAGACCAACGAUGGGUGAAGUGGUUCAGUCACUGAAAAUGGUUCAACGUGUGGUCGAGUAUCAAGACCCGGUUUUAGACACUUCUAAUAAAGUCCGUCCUAACCGGAGAGAAUCAUCAGCUACGUUUGAGUCGGAAGUAACCUCUUCUAUGUUCUCUUCUGGUCCUUAUUCUGGUCUAAGUGCCUUUGAUCAUGAAAAUAUUACACGAACAACUGUUUUCUCUGAAGAUCUCCAUGAAGGUCGGUGA
Messenger RNA from Arabis nemorensis, 3105 nucleotides. NCBI's taxonomy places the organism in Eukaryota, Viridiplantae, Streptophyta, Magnoliopsida, Brassicales, Brassicaceae. The record is from the annotation of a GenBank genome assembly.